AUGUCUCUCAAGCUGCCUGGCGUUUGUUUGAUAACUGGUGCAGCUUCAGGUAUUGGUAGAAGCGCCGCUGUGACUAUCGCACAAGAAGGAUGUGAGCGAUUGUUUCUGGCAGACAUUAACCUCGAAGGCCUCGAGCAAACGAAGAAACAAGCCCAGCAGGUGCAUCCGGCAGCCAGGCUGGAAGUUCACCGAACCAAUAUUGCUGACGAAGCUUCUGUGAAACAAAUGAUCGAUACAUGUGUCUCCAUCUUCGGCCGGGUGGACUAUGCUCUGAACGUCGCCGGCGUGGUGCCUCAGAGAAAAGGUAUUGCCGACCUCGACGUCGAGACGUAUGAUAGGGUGAUCCAUAUCAACGAGUACGGGACCUGGUUAUGCCACCAAGCAGAGAUUCGGCAAAUGAUCAAGCAGGAGCAGCUACCAAGCCACGCUCCCGUUCGAGGCAGUAUCGUUUCCGUCUCGUCACUCGCCGGCAUGAAUGCGUCCAGCGGUAUGUCGGCAUAUUGCGCGUCGAAGCGCUCGCUGAUAGGGUUUGCCAAAACCGACGCGCAAGACUACGGCCCGAAGGGUAUUCGAAUCAACGUCGUGUGUCCCGGUAUGAUAGAUACCGAGCUCUUCCGCCUCACCAGCCCGCCGGAUGCUCCGCCCAAAUUGGCGGCCAUCACCCCGAUUCGGCGCCUAGGAAAGCCGGAGGAUGUUGCUUGGCUGCUGGCGUUCCUGUGCAGUGAAAAGUCCACCUUCAUCCACGGCGCCGUCAUUCCGUGUGACGGAGGUUUGGUCUUGCAGAGAGGUGUGAUAUAG
Molecule: messenger RNA, 798 nt
Organism: Rhinocladiella mackenziei CBS 650.93
Lineage: Eukaryota; Fungi; Ascomycota; Eurotiomycetes; Chaetothyriales; Herpotrichiellaceae
Exons: 3
Coding region: 1-798 (265 amino acids)
Source: RefSeq, a predicted model, not a curated record